Messenger RNA from Histoplasma capsulatum G186AR, 462 nucleotides. RefSeq lists its product as uncharacterized. Lineage: Eukaryota; Fungi; Ascomycota; Eurotiomycetes; Onygenales; Ajellomycetaceae. The coding region runs from base 1 to 462 and encodes 153 amino acids. The record is from RefSeq and is a predicted model, not a curated record. The transcript has 2 exons.
AUGUAUUCCCGAUGCAUCAAUCUCAGACACAAAUACGGCAUGCCCGGCAAUCCCCAAGGAACCCAGCCCGAAAGCAAAGUCCAAAUAAUGAGUGACGAAAAAUCUCCCCCUGACUUCGCAAUGUUGCACGGCAAAGACCAAAAGAACUUCACAGCCCUAAAGCCUAAAACUCGCUACCGAACCCCACCCCAACCCACCCCCAACAGAUGGCUGUUUAAGAUGUUCCAUGGCAGUGGAGAAGAAUUUUGGGGAAUGAGUUUGGGGCCUUUUAGAAACAACAAUGUAGUGAAAUCACUGUUAACCUCCGUCCGGGCGCAUGUGCAUCUUGGUGACCAGCCAAAUGACGGGCUGAACGAUGACAUGAAAGACAAAACCCCCAAGAGAGGUCACGUCCGGAUAAAUAACCAGUUCAUCAGGCCCCAACAGACCGUAUGGUAUUCAUGUGAUAAAACACAGUCAUAG